Ostertagia ostertagi is the source of this 639-nucleotide messenger RNA. The record is from the annotation of a GenBank genome assembly. NCBI's taxonomy places the organism in Eukaryota, Metazoa, Nematoda, Chromadorea, Rhabditida, Trichostrongylidae.
GCCGCUGGAUCAUCAAAAUCAUCGAAGGGUGCGGUCUCAUUUGAUAUUUUCCACAACGGACAACCUGUUGAGGCAGUCGUCGUUGGGACCAAGAUCACGUUGUCAUUCACUCCUCUUUAUGCCAUUCCGCCGGAUUAUAUGUCGGUCCAGGAGUGUCAGGUAGAACCGAUCGAUUCAAAGUACGAAUGGGAACGAGAACCUCUGCCUAUUAUUCGUGAAGGUUGCCAGGCUGAUCUCGUAGGACUAGUUUGUCCGCCUAAGCGAUCGGAGUACGGCGUAAAGAUCACUGUAGAGUCAUUCCGUUAUCAGAGCACACCUCAUGUACAGUACUCGUGCCUUGUGCGCAUUUGUCCGUUUGCGCCGUGUCCAAGUACAAAAUGUCCACCGGUCGAAGGCUGCCCAUCAGACAAGCGUGUUGCACGUGGUUUGAGUCUUGAAGAAAUCCGUCGUGCGUUAGAAGCAGAUCCCAAACUUGCAAGUCAAAUUGGGAUCCCACCACACAUGCUAGCAAAUCGACCUGGACACAGUGUGGAGCACCAACUUCUGGCACUGGGCGGUGAACAUACCGUAAAGCGGCGUCUGGUUGUGGUGAAUUCAGAAGAUCAACUUCGAUACUACGUUCGAACCGGAGACUUGAUG